Messenger RNA from Aspergillus ochraceoroseus IBT 24754, 1657 nucleotides. Its product is annotated as sugar porter family MFS transporter. Bases 57 to 1532 code for a protein of 491 amino acids. The transcript is spliced from 6 exons. The record is from RefSeq and is a predicted model, not a curated record. NCBI's taxonomy places the organism in Eukaryota, Fungi, Ascomycota, Eurotiomycetes, Eurotiales, Aspergillaceae. Gene Ontology annotation, cellular component: membrane. Gene Ontology annotation, biological process: transmembrane transport; carbohydrate transport. Gene Ontology annotation, molecular function: carbohydrate:proton symporter activity.
CCCCCCCCCCCCCGGUCUGAGGGCGAACGAUCACUCGCUCCCCCCGACUAUUCAGGAUGGGUCGCUUCUAUACCUUCAGCCUCGCUCUGUUCGCGGCGACAGGGUCCUUCCUGUUUGGAUAUGAUAGCGGUGUGAUGACCGACGUUAUUGAAUCAAAGAACUUCCUGGCGUACUUUCAUACUACGCAAACGUCCACCAUCGUCGGGGCCAUCAACAGUACAUUCUCUGGAGGAGCUGCUAUUGGUGCUCUCCAGGGAGGUCUCACAAUGGACCGGUACGGCCGUAAAUUCACAAUUCAGAUGGGCGCCUUUAUUUGCUUGAUCGGUGCAAUUCUUCAAGCUUCGGCUAAGAACCUAGCCAUGAUUCUUGUUGGGCGUAUUCUUGCCGGAUGGGCUGUUGGUCUCAUGUCUAUGUCGGUCCCCGUCUAUCAGGCCGAGUGUGCUCAUCCCCGGACUCGUGGGAUGAUUAUUGGUCUCGCACAGCAAAUGAUCGGCGUUGGCUUCAUUAUUAGCACAUGGGUUGGGUUCGGUUCCUUGCAUGCACCAGAAAGCAGUGAAUUUCAAUGGCGAUUCCCGCUGGCGUUCCAGACAGUGCCUGCGCUUUUGCUGUUCAUUGGAUUAUUCUUCCUGCCAGAAUCCCCCCGGUAUCUCGUCGAGAAGGAGAAGUACGACGAAGCGAUGAAAAUCCUGCGGAAGCUCCACUACGAUGGGACGAAUGAAGAUUGGAUUCAACAGGAAUACGCUGAAAUCACAUCGACUAUAGAGGCCGAGAAGGCUGUCGCCGCUCCGGGAUGGCUCAUUAUGUUCAAGGUUCCCCAGUACCGGACACGUUUACUGCACGGUGUGGCUGUUCAAGUCUUUACCCAGAUGACUGGGAUUAACGUGAUUAGCUACUACCAGACCAUCAUGUACAACGCUCUCGGAAUCACGGGCAGCCGCAACAUUCUCGUCGCUGGUAUCUACAACUGCCUUGGGCCUCUCGCUAACCUGAUCUUCAUCUUGUUUGUCCUUGACCGAGUGGGCCGUCGUAAGCCUAUGAUGUUUGGCGCCGUCGGUAUUACUCUCGCCCUGAUUUGCGAAGCUGCCCUGAACUCCCAGAACGAGGACGGGACCCGACACGGAUAUAGUAUUGGAGGGGUCUUCUUCAUCUUCUGCGUCACGGUUAUUUUCUCCUUCUCUUUCGGGCCAUGCAGUUGGGUCUACAUGGCUGAAGUCAUGCCUAUGCAAAUUCGCGGUCGUGGAAACGCCUUCGCGACUGGUGUCGGUAACUGGGCCGUCAGCACCCUCUGGGCUCAAGUUUCGCCGAUUGCGCUGGGCAAGAUCCAAUGGAAAUUCUACUUCAUUUUUGCCGCGUGGAAUAUCCUUGUCACUCUUCCGUGUAUCUACCUAUUCUUCGUGGAAACAAAACAGAAGUCACUGGAGGAGAUCGAUCUCCUCUUCGUACGUCGUGGUCUGGGCAGCCCGCCCGAGGAUGUCACUACCAAGGGUGACGAUAUUGUGCUGACAGAGCACAAGUAUAAAAGCCAGGCGUGACAAGCACGUUCUAGGUACUCCGUACGGAGUACAAUGAUAUGAUAUCCAAUCCAUUGACUCCAUUUUCUAACUAGCUAUUCUACAGGGGUUGUUUAUUAAUGAUUAAGGGUUUCUUCCCCCCCCCC